CGCUGCGGCGGUUGCUGCUGCUGCUUCCUCGGGCCAUUUUGCUCCGCGCGGAGCAACGAGAGGUGGAGAGCAGGGGCUAGAAGAGGCGCAGGCCGGAGGAAGCGGCGGGCGGCGGGCUUUCCGCAUUCGCAGGGUCCAGGGGACCGCAGCGAUUGCCGGCGAAGGGGGUCGGGAGCCCCUUCCCGGUCCCUGCACCAUGAGCUGGGGCACUGAGCUCUGGGAUCAGUUUGACAACUUAGAAAAACAUACACAGUGGGGAAUCGAUAUGCUUGAGAAAUACAUCAAGUUUGUCAAGGAGAGGACUGAGAUCGAGCUUAGCUAUGCCAAGCAACUCAGGAAUCUUUCAAAGAAGUACCAACCCAGGAAGAACUCGAAAGAAGAGGAAGAAUACAGGUACACGGCAUGCAAAGCGUUUCUUUCCACCCUGAAUGAGAUGAACGACUAUGCCGGCCAACACGAGGUCAUCUCCGAGAACAUGACGUCACAGAUCACAGUGGACCUGAUGCGCUACGUGCAGGAACUGAAGCAGGAGAGGAAAUCGAACUUCCAUGAUGGGCGGAAAGCUCAGCAGCACAUAGAGACGUGUUGGAAGCAGCUGGAGUCGAGUAAGAGGCGCUUUGAGCGCGACUGCAAGGAGGCCGACCGUGCGCAGCAGUACUUUGAGAAGAUGGACGCUGACAUCAAUGUGACCAAGGCCGAUGUGGAAAAGGCGCGGCAACAAGCUCAGCUACGUCACCAAAUGGCAGAGGACAGCAAAGCAGAGUACUCCUCAACGCUGCAGAGAUUCAACCAGGAGCAGUGGGAAUACUACCACACGCACGUCCCCAACAUCUUCCAGAAAAUACAAGAGAUGGAGGAGAGGCGGAUCGUGCGCAUCGGAGAGUCCAUGAAGACGUACGCGGAGGCGGACCGGCAGGUGAUACCCAUCAUCGGGAAAUGCCUGGACGGCAUAGUGAAGGCGGCCGAGUCCAUCGACCAGAAAAACGACUCCCAGCUGGUCAUAGAAGCCUACAAGUCGGGAUUUGAGCCUCCUGGAGAUAUUGAAUUUGAAGAUUACACCCAGCCGAUGAAACGCACGGUGUCAGACAACAGCCUUUCCAGCGCCAAAGAAGGCAAGCCAGAGCUCAAGUUUGGCGGCAAGUCCAGAGGCAAGCUAUGGCCAUUCAUCAAGAAAAACAAGCUUAUGUCCCUUUUAACAUCGCCCCAUCAGCCUCCUCCUCCUCCCCCUGCCUCUGCCUCACCCUCUGCUGUUCCCAACGGCCCCCAGUCUCCCAAGCAGCAAAAGGAACCCCUCUCCCACCGCUUCAACGAGUUCAUGACCUCCAAACCCAAAAUCCACUGCUUCCGGAGCCUAAAGCGCGGGCUCUCUCUCAAGCUGGGUGCCACGCCAGAAGACUUUAGCAACCUGCCGCCUGAGCAGAGGAGGAAAAAGCUGCAACAGAAAGUUGACGAUCUCAAUAAAGAGAUCCAGAAGGAGACAGAUCAGAGGGAUGCCAUCACCAAAAUGAAAGAUGUCUACCUGAAGAACCCUCAGAUGGGAGACCCGGCCAGUUUGGACCACAAACUCGCUGAAGUCACCCAGAACAUAGAAAAACUGCGGCUGGAGACACAGAAGUUUGAGGCCUGGCUGGCUGAGGUGGAAGGCAGACUCCCAGCUCGGAGUGAGCAGUCACGACGGCAGAGUGGAAUGUACGAUGGCCAGACACAGCAGCCGGUCACUAAUUGUGCCCAGGACCGGGAGAGCAGCCCAGAUGGGAGUUACACAGAGGAGCAAAGCCAGGAGAGCGAGCUCAAGGUGCUGGCUACGGAUUUUGACGAUGAAUUUGAUGACGAGGAGCCGCUUCCUGCCAUAGGGACCUGCAAGGCCCUCUACACGUUUGAAGGUCAGAACGAAGGCACCAUUUCCGUAGUGGAAGGAGAAAUGCUGAGCGUGAUUGAGGAGGACAAGGGCGACGGGUGGACCCGCAUCCGCAGGAACGAAGACGAGGAGGGCUACGUCCCGACUUCCUACGUCGAAGUCUAUUUGGACAAAAACGCCAAAGGUUCUUAAAGGCGGUGCACAUGGCCAGAGUUCCCUCGUGAUCCUCCCUGGGAGCCACCAUCAUCCAGCCCGCUUGUCCCCCACAGGCUUCCGGCACCACCCAGGCUGGCUGGGCAUCCUCCAGCCCUUCUGCAAGCUGGGUCCCCACGUCCCUCCCACCUCCCUUUCUCCUUCACAGCAUGCUCCUGUGGCUCUGCCGUUCCCUCUGCCUACUGUACUGGCAGGGGGCAUUUCUCUUCCUCAGCCCCACACAGGGCUUGUCCACUUUACUCCAAUCCCCACCCACACAGGCCACAAAGAUGGCUGGACUUGUGCCUGUGUGUCCCUGCUCCUUCCGGGCUCCCAGUCCACUCGCAGAUCACCUGGCCAGUCCUUGCACAUUUCACACUGUGCCUUUGUCAACCGUCGCCGCCGGUUUCCUGGUAACUAACAAGAAUCCAGACAAGGAAGGGCCAGUUGUGCAUCGGGUGGACUGAGCGCCCACCUGUCAUCCGUGUUUCUCUUGGGACUCAUCAAAUGUGUCCUCUCCAGAGGCUGCUGCCUCAGCCCCUCCUUGGUCACCUGUUCUCCAACAUCUCAGCCCCGACACCUUCUAUAGUCCACCCCUAUGGUGGGACGGG
Messenger RNA from Acomys russatus (golden spiny mouse), 2661 nucleotides. It is a transcript of the gene Fnbp1, whose product is annotated as formin binding protein 1. NCBI's taxonomy places the organism in Eukaryota, Metazoa, Chordata, Mammalia, Rodentia, Muridae. The transcript is spliced from 17 exons. Gene Ontology annotation, biological process: signal transduction; endocytosis. The record is from RefSeq and is a predicted model, not a curated record. Bases 197 to 2050 code for a protein of 617 amino acids. Gene Ontology annotation, molecular function: protein binding.